GGUUAUUAAUAUGAUCAAAUGGUAAGUGUUUACGUCAUUACCUUCGAUCAUCCAACAUUAUAUAGGAACGAGCCUCACAUAUAAACCAAACUUAAAAGUACUACUGUACUAAGAAAGAAGACACAAUGUCCACAUCAACCCAAGAAAACCAAUCUGCCCAAGCGGUGAACGAAGAAGUUUUGUUGGAGAAUCCCGAUUACGGAGUCCAAAUCGUCGAUAAAUCCGAACUGUUGGAGCUAGCCUUGAGUUUCUUAGGGGAAGACGGAGAAAUCAUGGAAAACCCUGAGUUUCUUGGAGAUAUCAUGGGGGAGAAAUCUUCAAGUACUUCAGCCAAGGCCAUCGCGGUAGGAACAGGGCAUAUCAUCAAGGGAAUCUUCACUUGUAGCAAUUCUUACUCUAAGAAGAUUCACGAGGAAGGAACGAUUGCUGAAGAGGAUGAGGAAAGAAGUGGUGACAUAUCACAAAUUGAUGGAGGUGGCAACAAUGAAACUAAUAAGAAGAAUAAACUCAACAAAAAUCUUCAAAGAGCGGAGAAGCUGUGGAAGGUGAGCGAGGCUAUAGGAAUGGCGGCCUUAGAAGGUGGAGAUUUGGUGAGCAGUUCGAUGAUAGCUCCGGUGGUUAAGUCGAAGUUAGGGAAGGCAUUGUUAUCCACUGCUCCAGGAGAGGUUAUCUUGGCAUCACUUGAUUCUUUUCGUAAGUUACAUAGAAUAGCUCCAUUAAUUGUCAAUCUAUACUCAUAUUCAUUUAUUUUGAAGUUUUUGAGAUCAAAAUUUAAAUAAAACAGAUAAACACUUUGAUGUGGUCAAUAGAUAAUAUAAUUGGUGCUGCUGAAGCGGCAGAAAUACAAACUCAUUAUGCCACAUCCAUGGCUGCUACUAGACUUGUGAGUAAGAGUUUUGGAGAGAAAGCCGGAAAAACCACCGGAAUAAUACUGGAAACAACGGGCAGCUUAGGCCGAACCGCCUGGAAUAUUCAAAAAGCUCUCGAGCCAACUUUUUCCAUCACCUCAAAAAUUGUCAAAAAUGCUC
This is a messenger RNA of Arabidopsis thaliana (thale cress), 1028 nucleotides long. RefSeq names its product Senescence/dehydration-associated protein-like protein. The record is from RefSeq and is marked reviewed. Lineage: Eukaryota; Viridiplantae; Streptophyta; Magnoliopsida; Brassicales; Brassicaceae. Bases 126 to 779 code for a protein of 217 amino acids. The transcript is spliced from 5 exons.